AUGACUGGUGAAGGUCAAGUAACAAAUGUAACUGUAUACUCCAGUUGCAGGUCACCCCAGAACUGUCUGCCAGGCUGGCACUUUCAUGGCGGCUCGUGUUACGGUUUUGGCGAGUCCCAAGUGUCGUGGGGAGAUGCGCAGGAACUGUGUUAUGCUUUCAAAGGAAAACUGGCAGAGAUCGAGACUGUGGAAGAAAACAUGUUUCUGAAGAACAUGGCCAAGACUAGACAAGCCCGCUUAACCUGGCUCGGGGCCACGGAUAUUUUUGACGAGGGCACCUGGGAGUGGGCCAGCACCGGGAAGGAAAUCUUUACCUUUGAGGACUGGGCGCCACAGCAGCCUGACGAGGCGAACGGAGGAGAGGAUUGCCUAGAUUUCUUCAAGGACGCUAACUACCAGUGGAACGACAGCCCCUGUGACCAGGCCGCCAACUUCCUGUGUGAGGCUCCGCCUCAAGAUCCCAUCGUUGGCUGA
This is a messenger RNA of Candidula unifasciata, 474 nucleotides long. Lineage: Eukaryota; Metazoa; Mollusca; Gastropoda; Stylommatophora; Geomitridae. The record is from the annotation of a GenBank genome assembly.